AUGUCGCCCGAGCCCGAGAAGCCGAAGAAAGCUCCUCGAAAGCACGUCACGACCGCCUGCGUGCCUUGUCGAGAGAGCAAGGUCAGAUGCGACGGCUCGACGCCACACUGCCAAAAUUGUCAGCGAAAAGGAAAGGACUGUAAAUAUCAGCAUGGCGAUGACAAGCGGAAAGUAUCCCUUCGAGCUUCCACGGAGCUAUUCUCCGCGAGAAUUGAUCAGCUCGUUCAAUUCAUACACGAUCAAGGGCUAGAGCCGCCACCCAUGAAGGCCGAAGAUGAAGCCGGCAUGAACAGGGUCCUGGACACUCUGCAAAUCUCCCGCGGUAUCGCUAUAAGUACAAGUCUCGUAGAAGAUGACAGGAAACCAGCGGAGACAGCUUCAACCGGUGUUUCGGGCACAUCUCCCGUCCAGAGUCCACCCAGCACAACUCCAAAUGGACAAGUCCCGCAGGGAGUCGAUGUAGCAACUCCCGGCUCAUUGACUUCGCAGGGGAUCGCCCUCGGUCAGCAGAUGCCCUCUGUGGAACCCUGGAACCCGUUUGGAAUGGUACGGGGAGCAUCUGAUAAUCAAAACUUUGUCCAUUGGGGGUUUACCCUUCCCACUGCGGAAAGUCUGGAUACCAUUUACGCCAAUCUCAAUGGAGCGGCACCCGGCAUGCCAGUCAAUCCCGGGCCGAGUCCGGAUAGUUUCCAGCUUGGUGUGGAUAUGGCUCAGCAGCCUGGCGUAUUAAUGGGCCGGAUGCCUGUCGACCACCCAACCCAUGAGUCUGACAGUGAAGAAGAGAACGAGGCUGAGAACGAUGUCAUUGAACAGCUUUCUAAUCGAAUCGGCACAUUGAAGAUUGCAGGAGAUGGUCAUUUGCGGUUCUACGGUGCUACUUCCAACCUCAACUUGGUGGAUGUGUCCGCGACGCAACAAAGACAGCGGCCUGAUGCGCGUACUGUUCGCCAUGAUGGUCAGGAUAUUUUGAACCAUCUUCGAGUCGGCCAGCCGGUUGAUCAGGUCUUGGAAGAUCAUCUCGUCGAACUUUACUUCACAUGGCAGAACCCGAGCAUCUACGUCGUUGACAAGGAGAUGUACAUGACCGCGCGGUCCAAAUGGCGGAAUGAAUAUGACGAUACUCCCUUCUAUUCAGAAGUCCUCACCAAUGCCAUGUGUGCCAUUGGAAGCGCCUUCGAAGCCCGAUACCAUCCUACUUUCAUCACAUUCCCCAAAUCCUUGGCCGAGUUCUUCGCAGACAGGGCAAAGGCCUUAUUGGAGAUCGAACUCGAUUCUCCGUGCGUUGCAACAGUUCAAGCCCUUGUCCUUAUGAGCUGCCACGAGGGAGCAUCAAAUCGUGACGCCCGUGGCUGGCUGUACAGCGGGAUGUCGAUGCGGCUUGCCUUUGACCUAGGCUUACAUAUCGACAUGACACCAUAUGUCAACCGAGGUGAUAUGAGCCCACAUGAAGCCGAUGUCCGGCGAGCUGCAUUCUGGGGCAGCUAUGUUGCAGACCAUUUCUGGGGAUUCUACCUGGGCCGCCCAUUCCGCAUGAAUGCCGGAGACAUCACCGUUCCCAAACCUGCUUCUACCCUUGGGGCUGAGAAGGAAGGGACAUGGUAUCCAUAUGGACUUCAGUCUACCUCUCAUGCACUCGAAAACGGGUUAAAGAACCCAGCUGAGCUGGUCUGCAGACAAUUUGCUGUGCUCUGGGAGAUGAUUUCUCCUGUUGGACAUAUCCUAUACGGAUGUUCCGAAAUCUCUCGCCAUGACUUGCAGAGGCUCACCUCGCAGGUGACCGAAGACCUCUUUGCUUGGAAGGCUAAUCUGCCGUCGACUCUCGAUAUCGAUUUGGAUGAUGAUACGACACCUAGACUGCCUCAUCUUCUGAUGCUCCAUAUGCAAUACCACCAGAUCAUCAUUUUCUUCCACCGGCCCUGGGUUUCGAAAAGCUACAUCCAGCCGCGCAGCCCUCGCCAAGGACGUGGAUACCACCAUGCACGACGCAUGUGCGUCGAGUCCGCCACAGCAGUCGCACGCCUCCUUCACAUCUAUGAAAAGCACUACUCGUUCCGACGAAUGAGCAACCAGGUCGUAGCCAUCAUUUUCAGCGCAGCACUAAUGCUGCUCUUCGUCACGGUGUCCAGCUCGCCUCUAAUGCCCACCGAACCAGGCGACCUGAACCAGCCGCACCCACGAAAUGCGGAGAUGGUGGCAUACCUUAACCUCUGCUUCCGCGCCCUGGACGAACUAGGCCAGUCCUUUGAGAACGCUAAGCGCACACGCGACUACUUGGUUACCCUCCAACGGCGCUGGCAAGCACAUAUGCGCCGCUCUGGCCCGCGAGCUAAACGACAAAUCAGCAGCGCCAACCUUCCCGCUCUAUCGCAUCACACCGCGUCAUCACAGCCAACUCGGAAUGGCCAUGAGUCGGAUGCGCGCAAGAAGACCCGCGUAGCCGAUAGUAAUGCACCCCGUCCACGACACGGCUCUACCUCAACGGGACUCCCUCCUACCGCCAAUCGAACCUUCCAGCCUCAGCCCCCAUCGCAACAGAAUCAACACUCUUAUGAACAGCAUUUCUCUGCACCUUCGGUCCAGCCAGGGGAUCUUGACUGGAUCCGCAACUCUGACUUCACUCUUCUGUCCGAUACCCGCGGCAGUGGAAGCAGUGCGAAUCCAAUGGGCGGUAUAUCUACACCCCAGUUCGUUGGCGAUCCAGGCAUGCUUCCAGAUCUGGGAGAUAUGGACGGGUGGUGGGGGUCACCAAAUGGGGAUCCCGGGCGUGGGGGAUCAUCUAUAUAA
This is a messenger RNA of Penicillium cinerascens, 2784 nucleotides long. Its product is annotated as transcription factor domain-containing protein. The coding region runs from base 1 to 2784 and encodes 927 amino acids. Gene Ontology annotation, biological process: regulation of DNA-templated transcription; DNA-templated transcription. The record is from RefSeq and is a predicted model, not a curated record. Gene Ontology annotation, molecular function: zinc ion binding; DNA-binding transcription factor activity, RNA polymerase II-specific; DNA binding. The transcript is spliced from 6 exons. NCBI's taxonomy places the organism in Eukaryota, Fungi, Ascomycota, Eurotiomycetes, Eurotiales, Aspergillaceae.